AUGUCGGAAGUUAGUCUUGAGGCUGAAUCGGGGAAGACCUCCGCAGGGGAUCCUCAGAUGAGUAGUGAGGAGGAGGUCAAAGCAGAUCAGAGCGUUAGUGAGGAUAAUGCAGACAGCGACGGUGCUAGUGCAGAGGACACAACCGGUGAGCUUUAUGAAGUGGAUAUAGACAGUGGAGAAGAGACAGAAGACGGGAAAACAUUGAAAAAAGAAGAUGGCACUCACACUGAGAGCAGAGUAGACAAUAAAGAGGAUGGUGAACAUAUUACAGACAGCAGAAAGGGCACAGAAACGCCAGGAUUGCCAGAGAAGGGUGGAGAUGCGCGGGCGGAAACCAAGAAGGCUCAGGAAAGCACCAUGGCUGAGGAUGCACUCAGGAGCUCAGCUGCAGAGAUCCCAGUCACCACCAACGGAGACCUGGACCAGAGCCCUGACCAGGUCUUCCAGAGGGACUCUUAUUCUGGAAGCCCUGGGGCUCUGAACCUAUCAGAAUCCUGUGUGUCCCCAAACAGCUUCUCUUCAAUAGCAGAGGGUGUGGGUGAACCGGGACCAUUCACAGGGUCAGCCAGCCUGCCCUCGUCACCUGUGACACCUGUAGCUCCCAGCUCGGCGGUUGCUAGCCGGCUGGCUCGCUCCUCCAGCUGUAGUCAGGCUGAGAAAGGUCAAAUGAAGGGAGAGGCCCAGAGUGGAGCACUGGUGCUCUCCGACGACCUCAAAAGCCCAGCAAUGGAAAAACUGGAUCUUGUUCGAAAGUGGAGCAUCAACACCUACAAAUGCACUAGGCAGAUUCUGUCGGAGAAGCUGGGGAAAGGUUCCAAGACUGUGGAUCUGGAGCUGGAGGCGCAGAUCGAGAUUCUCCGGGACAACAAGAGGAAGUACCAGCACGUGAUCCGCUUGGCACAAACCCUGGUCGCACAGCUCACCCAGAUCAUGCAGACGCAGAAGCAGCUGGGCGACGCCUUCAGUGACCUCAGCCUCAAGUCGCCGGAGCUCCACGAGGAGUUUGGUUACAACGCUGAGACCCAAAAGCUUUUAUCCAAAAAUGGAGAGACACUUCUGGCAGCCAUCAACUUCUUCAUCUCCAGUGUGAACACUCUAGUGGACAAGACCAUAGAGGACACCAUGUUAAACAUCAAGCAGUAUGAGAUUGCCAGGGUGGAGUAUGACGCGUACCGUACAGACCUGGAGGAGUUGAACCUGGGGCCCCGUGAUGCCACCACCAUGCCCAAGAUUGAGAUGUCCCAGCAGCAAUUCCAAAUAUAUAGAGAGAAAUAUGAGAAGAUGAGGAACGAUGUUUCGGUCAAGCUCAAGUUUCUGGAAGAAAACAAGGUGAAAGUUUUGCACAAUCAGCUCAUCCUGUUCCACAACGCCAUCUCUGCGUACUACGCCGGGAACCAGGAGCAGCUGGAACAGACACUGAAGCAGUUCCACAUCAAGUUAAAAAUGCCCGGAGGAGACGGCCCAUCCUGUCGGAGCGGAUUACGCGUCCCGACCAGCCCUGACAUCCUCGGGGUAAGUGGAGGCGGGAGCGGGCUUCUCUGCACCAGCAUCUCGGCGUGUCUGCAUCAGGGAGGAGCCUUCAACCGCACUCUACAAAGGAUCUUCACUUUGUCCUGCUCCAGCACCACAGCGCACAUCAGAACACCGGAGGUAACCAUCAAAGGCCGAGCGCUGCACUGUGGACGCCCAACGGAGAGGAGGACAUGGGCUUAA
This is a messenger RNA of Knipowitschia caucasica, 1713 nucleotides long. The record is from the annotation of a GenBank genome assembly. Lineage: Eukaryota; Metazoa; Chordata; Actinopteri; Gobiiformes; Gobiidae.